Eruca vesicaria subsp. sativa (arugula) is the source of this 1341-nucleotide messenger RNA. The record is from the annotation of a GenBank genome assembly. NCBI's taxonomy places the organism in Eukaryota, Viridiplantae, Streptophyta, Magnoliopsida, Brassicales, Brassicaceae.
AUGGAUCCAUUGGUUGGUGGGAAGUUCAAGCUUGGUCAAAGCUUGGAAGUGGAUCCUUUUGGUGAAAUCUUUCUAGUCUCCCUUUUGAUUACUCACGGUGACAACAAGAAAGAUGAACAUAAGAGCCCUAAACCUCUCUCACCACUCUCUGACCGUGCUACUGGAUUAUUCAGUCCCCAUGAUGGCUCUGGAACCAGCACUGUUUCUUCAUCCACUGGGAGGAACUCCAACUCCUUGCCCGUUAGAGAAAACAACCUCAGAGAGUUCACCGUUACUGAUCUCAAAUCCGCUACAAAGAACUUCAGCCGCUCUGUUAUGAUUGGGGAAGGCGGUUUUGGUUGUGUCUACUGGGGAGCUAUCAAGAGCUUAGAUGACCCUUCCAAGAAAAUCGAAGUUGCAGUGAAACAGCUUGGCAAGAGAGGGUUGCAGGGUCAUAAAGAGUGGGUGACGGAAGUGAAUUUUCUAGGGGUAGUGGAGCAUCCAAACUUGGUGAAACUGUUGGGUCAUUGUGCAGAAGAUGAUGAACGUGGAAUCCAAAGACUCUUGGUUUAUGAAUAUAUGCCGGACCAAAGCGUUGAGUUCCACUUAGCUCCACGUUCACCCACUGUACUUACUUGGGAUCUAAGACUGAGAAUAGCACAAGACGCAGCUCGGGGUUUAACAUACCUCCACGAAGAAAUGGACUUCCCAAGUAAGAAACAUGAAAUCAUAUUCCGUGAUUUCAAGUCCUCAAACAUUCUAUUAGACGAGGACUGGAAAGCAAAGCUUUCGGAUUUCGGGUUGGCUCGUUUAGGUCCUGAACCUGGAUCAACUCAUGUUUCUACUGGUGUAGUUGGAACAAUGGGUUACGCAGCUCCAGAAUACAUCCAAACAGGUCGUCUCACAUCAAAAAGCGACGUGUGGGGCUACGGAGUUUUCAUCUACGAGCUCAUUACAGGAAGGAGACCGCUAGACAAGAACAGACCCAAAGGAGAGCAGAAGCUUCUUGAAUGGGUGAGACCUUACUUAACUGACACAAAGAAGUUUAGGCUCAUAAUAGACCCGAGGCUUGAAGGCAAAUACUUGAUCAAACCAAUCCAGAGACUAGCAGUUGUAGCCAACCUUUGCCUUGCUAGGAACCCGAAGGCACGUCCAAAGAUGAGUGAGGUUGUGGAGAUGGUUACAAAGAUUGUGGAAGCUUCUUCGCCUAGGAGUGGUGGUGGCAAGAAGCAGCUGCUGCUUCCACUUAGGAGUCUAAACGCUUCUAGAGAUGAGGAAGAGAAGAGCAAGAAGGUUGUUGAUGGUGGGGAAGGAGGUUGGUUGAAAAAAUUAUGGAAUCCGAAGAAUGUGAGAGCUUGUUGA